Vombatus ursinus (common wombat) is the source of this 1162-nucleotide messenger RNA. Its product is annotated as HCLS1-associated protein X-1-like. Gene Ontology annotation, cellular component: sarcoplasmic reticulum; clathrin-coated vesicle; actin cytoskeleton. The coding region runs from base 94 to 939 and encodes 281 amino acids. NCBI's taxonomy places the organism in Eukaryota, Metazoa, Chordata, Mammalia, Diprotodontia, Vombatidae. Gene Ontology annotation, biological process: regulation of actin filament polymerization; negative regulation of apoptotic process. The transcript has 7 exons. The record is from RefSeq and is a predicted model, not a curated record.
UCACUUUCCGGCAGUGUGGCGGAUCCUGGCCUUCCGGUGCCCUCCCGGGCCUUGGGUUACGGGGAGGUGAAGGGUUCGAGUCCCGCCUGAGGGAUGAGCCUGUUCGACCUUUUUCGGGGCUUUUUCGGAUUCCCGGGGCCUCAGAGACCCAGGGAUCCUUUCUUUGGAGGGAUGACUAGAGAAGAUGAUGAUGAAGAUGAGGAGGAAGAAGGAGGAGGAGGUGCCUGGGGUCCCCGGUUUGGAAGCCCCAGGUCCCCCGAAGACUUCACUUUUGGCUUUAGUUUUGGCCUUGAAGACGAGAUGCGUUUCCACGAUAACUUUGGCUUUGACGAACUGAUUCGGGAUUUCAAUCGUAUUUUCGGAGACCUGGGGGCCUGGACCCUGCCCUCCCGCCCCCCUGAGCUCCCGGGCCCAGAGCCAGAGGCCCCAAACGAGAGGCACAGGGAGGGGGAAACCAUCCGGGAUUCGAUGCUCAAGUAUCCAGACAGUCACCGGGCUAGGAUUUUCAGCCGGGACUCGGAGAGUGAUCUGGGGCAGCCAUCUCCCAAAGUAGUCCCAGACUGGGACUCCAAGAGGCCUUUUCCUGGGUUUGAUGACAUGUGGCCAGUGACCUCUGAUACUGCAACUAGAGAGGACAGGGAUCUUGAUUCCCAGGUCUCACAGGAGGGCCUGGGUCAAGUCCUACAGCCCCAGCCUAAAUCGUACUUCAGAAGUGUCUCCGUUACUAAAAUCACUGGACCAGAUGGGUGGGGUGACCCACAGACGGUGGAGGAGCGACGCACUGUUGUGGAUAGUGAGGGCCACAAAGAAACCACGGUAACCCGUCGAGAAGCAGAUGGCAGUUCUAGAGAUGAUUCAGGCACCCCACGGCCUCCAGACUUAGGGGACAGCUCUUCCAUCCUGGAUUCAUUCCUAAGACGAUGGUUCCGGUUUUGGUAGCCCAAGUUGACUUCAUGGAGGACUCCAUCCCUCCCCUCCUCACCCCACUCAUUACCAUCUGGGGUUCCUGACAUCACUAGCUGGCUCAGCUGCUCUUCCUGCCACAGUGAGGGCACUGGGGGGGGGGGGAGGUAAGGAAUGUGACAGGUAAAGGAAAAGGUACCCUCCACUCUUUCCCCCCACCCCUUGCCCCCCAAAAUAAAAUCUUUAUUUAUGCUAUUGC